AUGUACAAGAGCUAUAACUUCGACGGUCUCUGGAUCGACAUGAACGAGCUGGCGAAUUUCUGUCCGGGUACUACUUGUCUGCGCGAUCUAGCUGAGACGUGUCCAAAGGGAGGGAACAGCACAACCAUGACAAUCUGCUGUCUAAACUGUACCGACAACGAAAACAGCUACGACAAUCCGCCUUUCGCGAUCAACAGUGCUGACAAUCACGACGCCAUCUACAGCAAAGGAAUUUCAACGACUGCGCUGCAGUACGGCGGUCUCCGUCAGUAUGACACUCACAACUUGUACGGCAUUUCCGAGUCCAUCGUGACCAAUUCUGUACUGGAAAAACUUACCAACAAACGGUCGUUCGUACUGUCGAGAUCAACAUUCCCAGGUAGCGGCGUGCAUGUUGCUCACUGGACUGGAGACAACGCCGCCACUUGGAAUGAUUUACGCUGGUCCAUUCCCGCUAUCCUGAAGUUCGGGCUCUUUGGUAUACCCAUGGUAGGCGCUGAUAUCUGCGGCUUCUUAGGUGUCUCCAACAUGGAAUUAUGUGCUCGAUGGACAGCAUUGGGCUCGUUUUAUCUCGAAGCGCGCAAGCGGUGGGGGUAA
Messenger RNA from Phytophthora nicotianae INRA-310, 597 nucleotides. RefSeq lists its product as hypothetical. The record is from RefSeq and is a predicted model, not a curated record. The coding region runs from base 1 to 597 and encodes 198 amino acids. Gene Ontology annotation, molecular function: hydrolase activity, hydrolyzing O-glycosyl compounds. NCBI's taxonomy places the organism in Eukaryota, Oomycota, Peronosporomycetes, Peronosporales, Peronosporaceae. Gene Ontology annotation, biological process: carbohydrate metabolic process. The transcript has a single exon.